GCGGGGCGCCCUGGGAUGAGUGAGGUGUGCCGAAGACGUUAGACGGAGACUCUGGCCCAGAGGAGAAGAAAUGGCUGGCAGGUGCCAGGAUGCUGUGAGCAUCGGGGAUGUGGUGGUGGUCUUCACUCCCGACGAGUGGACCCAGCUGAGCCCGGCCCAGCGGGCCCUGUACCAGGAGGUCAUGCUGGAGACCUACAGCCACCUGGUGGCUCUGGGACUCGUGGGACCCAAGCCAGAGCUGCGCCGAGGGGUGGUGGGCAGCAGCUCCUGCCUUGAUUGGCUGACAGUGCUCAAGAGUCAAAAGCCAAGUCUCCAGUCAGCACUUCCCAGAGAACCAGAGCCGCGGGAUGGAAGAACUCCGAGAGAGUUUCCGUGGCUGGAGCCCACCCGCCUGGCUGAGUGGGGAAGCAGAGACCAGCAGGGAGCCCGGCCACGCAGCCCUGCGACCCAGCAGGCGGCGUCCGAUGGGGUGGUUGGUGAGCAGAGAAGGGUGCGGCCGGGGAGGGGCUGCUCGCCCACCCUGGGGUCCGCCGCCGCCGUGCUCCCAAGCCCAGACCCCCCGCCCGGUGGGGCUGCCCUGGCCUGCGACGAGUGCGGGAAGAGAUUCUCCCGGAGCUCGUCCUUGCAGCGGCACCGCCGGGCGCACGGUACCAGGCCACCGGCGCCCGCCCCGCGCAGGGAGAAGCGCUACGAGUGCAGGGAGUGCGGCAAGGCCUUCCACCAGAGCACGCACCUCAUCCACCACCAGCGGGUGCACACGGGCGAGCGGCCCUACGAGUGCAAGGAGUGCGGCAAGGCCUUCUCGGUGAGCUCGUCCCUCACCUACCACCAGAAGAUCCACACGGGCGAGAAGCCCUUCGCGUGCCAGCUGUGCGGGAAGGCCUUCAUCCGAAACAUCCACCUGGCGCACCACCAGCGGCUGCACACGGGCGAGAAGCCCUUCCGCUGCGACACCUGCGACAAGGCCUUCGUGUGCCGGGCGCACCUCACUAAGCACCAGAACACGCACAGCGGCGACAAGCCCUACAAGUGCGGCGACUGCGGCAAGGCCUUCAGCCAGAGCACCAGCUUCCUGCAGCACCAGCGCAUCCACACGGGCGAGAAGCCCUUCGAGUGCCACGAGUGCGGCAAGGCCUUCCGCGUCAACUCGUCGCUCACCGAGCACCAGCGCAUCCACACGGGCGAGAAGCCCUACCGCUGCGCCGAGUGCGGCAAGGCUUUCCGCGACAACUCCUCCUUCGCGCGCCACCGCAAGAUCCACACGGGCGAGAAGCCCUACCGCUGCGGCCUGUGCCACAAGGCCUUCCGGGACCAGUCGGCGCUGGCCCAGCACCAGCGCACCCACACGGGCGAGAAGCCCUACGCCUGCCCCAGCUGUGGGAAGGCCUUCAGCGACCACUCGGCGCUCACGCAGCACAAGCGCAUCCACACGCGCGAGAAGCCCUACGCUUGCAAGGUGUGCGGGAAGGCCUUCCUGCGCAGCACCCACCUCACGCAGCACCAGCGCAUCCACACCGGCGAGAAGCCCUACAAGUGCUCCCGCUGCGGGAAGGCCUUCAACCAGACGGCCAACCUCAUCCAGCACCAGCGGCACCACGGGGCCGAGAAGUGAUGGUGGGCGAGGCCCUGUACGGGGCUGGCCGAGGACCCCCUCUGUGGACAGACUCUGGAGUUG
Messenger RNA from Sorex fumeus (smoky shrew), 1675 nucleotides. RefSeq names its product zinc finger protein 454 (gene ZNF454). The record is from RefSeq and is a predicted model, not a curated record. Lineage: Eukaryota; Metazoa; Chordata; Mammalia; Eulipotyphla; Soricidae. The coding region runs from base 71 to 1612 and encodes 513 amino acids. Gene Ontology annotation, biological process: regulation of immune system process; regulation of cytokine production; negative regulation of transcription by RNA polymerase II. The transcript has 5 exons.